UUUUUAGCACGGCAAAAUUCCUCUCUCGAAGCUAACUAUAUAUAACGGCACGCUGUCUCUGUAUCUAGGGUUUUGGGACUUCUUCACCUUCUUCACACUCUAAGAGCAGGCGCCGCUUAGCCAAAGACCAACCCUUGCUCCGAAACCCUAGCCCAAAGCCAUGUCGCUGGUAGCAAAUGAGGAAUUCCAACACAUUCUUCGUGUUUUGAACACCAACGUUGAUGGCAAACAGAAGAUUAUGUUUGCUCUUACAUCCAUUAAAGGUAUUGGUCGUCGUUUCGCCAACAUUGUCUGCAAGAAGGCCGAUGUAGACAUGAACAAGAGAGCUGGUGAACUGUCAGCUGAGGAGCUUGACAAGCUUAUGACCAUUGUUGCUAAUCCUCGUCAGUUCAAGAUUCCAGACUGGUUCCUUAACAGGCAGAAGGACUACAAAGAUGGAAAGUACUCCCAGGUUGUUUCCAAUGCAUUGGACAUGAAGCUGAGAGAUGAUCUUGAGCGUUUGAAGAAGAUCAGAAAUCACCGUGGUCUCCGUCAUUACUGGGGUCUCCGAGUGCGCGGGCAGCACACCAAGACCACUGGCCGUAGGGGAAAGACUGUUGGUGUCUCCAAGAAGCGAUGAUCUGGUUACACAGAUUGUGUUCUCUUGCUACAAUGCAGUAUUUUUCGGGUUCUCAGUCAUUUCUUUUUCAAGCAAAAAACUUUAGUAUAACUUAGAUUGUUUGCUUGAACUCUGUUUUGUUUUUGUUGGUUGGAUAUUUCUCUAUGCGUUGUCUCUGACAAGAUCAUAUUUUUGCUUAAAUAUUUUUCCUUGAGAUA
Molecule: messenger RNA, 816 nt
Organism: Populus trichocarpa (black cottonwood)
Lineage: Eukaryota; Viridiplantae; Streptophyta; Magnoliopsida; Malpighiales; Salicaceae
Product: 40S ribosomal protein S18
Exons: 4
Coding region: 161-619 (152 amino acids)
Biological process (GO): translation
Cellular component (GO): cytosol; small ribosomal subunit; ribosome
Molecular function (GO): RNA binding; structural constituent of ribosome
Source: RefSeq, a predicted model, not a curated record